Exophiala dermatitidis NIH/UT8656 is the source of this 4340-nucleotide messenger RNA. RefSeq lists its product as uncharacterized. The record is from RefSeq and is a predicted model, not a curated record. Gene Ontology annotation, cellular component: MIS12/MIND type complex. Gene Ontology annotation, biological process: cell division; mitotic sister chromatid segregation. The transcript is spliced from 5 exons. Lineage: Eukaryota; Fungi; Ascomycota; Eurotiomycetes; Chaetothyriales; Herpotrichiellaceae. The coding region runs from base 1050 to 2675 and encodes 541 amino acids.
GCGUAACACUGCCACUCCCGAUCGAGAGAAUUAGCACGUUUCAUUUAUUGCCAGUUCAACCUUCACGUUGAUAAAGGACUUUGUCCGAUUGCAGUCUCGGGCGCCUGGCCUGGCCACGAGGGUUAGAAGCGCCAGGCUUAUGCUUUACUGCAGUUGAUUGCUUUCCAGUACCACCACAGCACCGUGGCUCCUGGUACUACCAGGGAGGAUCGGCCCUAGAACCAAGCGAACCUACUGGUACUUUGACCACCGAUAUGCCUACAGGUACAUUGUAUACCCAAUCCACUCAGUGCAGAGAAUCAGGCAACUCCCUUCCACUGUAGGUACUGUACAUGUAUGUGUACUUGUCCUUUGCUACUCGCCAGAAGAACGGGCUUAGACAUUCCAUCAUCAAUGUUAACCGUUCGAGCUUUAUGAUCCGGUAGCCGAUGUGAAGACAGAUCCGAGCCUCUCACUGACUGGAGAGGCUCCCAUCAUUAAAGGAUUGAUGUCACUUCCCGGGUGCAGCUGAGGUGCUAGUCUCUACAUUCACGCCCUCGCCGGCAAAAUCAUGAUCGCUCUCAGUCUGAUAUCUGCAACCUGCAUCUGAAGGACAGUUCGCCGUCAAUAAUCGCAGUACUCCAGUGCACAUACAACUGCAGGCAGUACUAGUUGUAUUCCCUGAACAGUGCAUGCAAGUUCAUGAGAUACCUAGUACUUAGGUAGGUAGAGUCCCCAGACGGCCAUCAAAAGCGGCGGGACCCGAAUGCUUGGCAGGUCCCGACCAGCGCCGGCAAAUGUAAACACUCCAGGACUGGCACUGGCUGCAUUGGGGAGACAGCCCGCGAUCCAUGCCAAAGCAGGUCUGCGAAAGUACAACAACCUACCAACAAACCUCUGCCCCAACCCACGCAGACACGGGUUGCGCGCGGUUUCGAAUCACUCGUUAGCGGAAGCAUUCUUAAAAUGAAAGUCGACCACAAUUGAUACCGACGCAAGCGCAUGCGCCCAACAUCGCAAGUGCACGCGAAGCACCCGCGUCCUCGCUCCUCACCUAUCCCCGAACAAGUAUGCUCGUCGCUCGCCAGCCGCUACAUCCACUCCCGAUGUCAUCCACCCAAAGGCCCGAUCGAAGGUUAAGCGCACGGCUACAGGAAAAGGGUGAGCCGCCAGAACUCGUAACCCGGCCGCCGGUCAAUGGAAAUGCUGGCGUCCAUGGGAGUGCGCCAGAGACGCGACGCGCCCAAGUCUCCGGAAGCGCGGACGACAGGAAAAGGAAGAUGGGCUACGAUGAGGAAGAUGAUGGCUUCCAGUUCAAGCGCGUCAAAAAGAAGAAAUCCGAAAGCGUCAAAGUCAAUCCUACGAAAUCUAACGAAGAGGCACGAACUACCGUGCCGCCAGCUCGAGAUCUGCCAGAAAGCGCAAGGCCGCCGGUAGAAGAAGAGGACCUCAAAUCAAAAGCCAAGAGGAGACGGACCACCCGGCUAUCAUUUUCAACUCCUAAGUCAAGAGAAGAUGCUCCUGUGCGUCGCUCGAAGAGGCUAUCGCGCGAUCAUGAACAAAGAGAUGGAAGUCCGAGCAAAAAUAUAGCAGACGGCCACCGGCAUAAAUGGAGGCAGCCUCCAGAAGAACGCCCCGCCAAGCAAACAGAGGCCGACAAUGCGGUCAGGCCUACAGAGCCGAAGCAACAUCUUAUUGAAACAGGGGCUGAUCAAGUUGGAAAGGGCCAUGGAGGAGAAAAUGUCCCCACACACCAGGAGGAUUACUCUGCCACCAAAAUAGCCCUUCCAUUCGCCGACACACCAGUCAUAAAGAGGAAUAAAGCCAUGCGCGAAGGAAAGGCCGGCAAGGGCGAAAGGAGAAGCAGUUUAAGUCUCCGAGGGCGGAGAGCCAGCUCGCUAAUUGAGACGGGGAACUCCAAUGCUCUUCCGCACAAAGAAGUUGAGGUGCAUGAUUUCUAUAAACAUAUCGAGAGCGAAGGCCUUCCCGAACCGCGACGGAUGAGGCAGCUGCUCACUUGGUGCGCCACACGAGCCCUUGACGAGAAAGUCAUGGGGACGGGAUUUGAGGAUGCAAGCGCUCGGGCAGCCGCCCGCGUCGUGGAAGAAGAGCUACUGAAGGAUCUCUCAAACAAGUCGGAGUUGUCUGACUGGUUCAAUCGCGAGGAUAUUCCUGUCCAGCAAAAGCCCCUUCCCGAAAGACCCAAUCCCAAAAAUCUUCAAAAUAUCGAAAAGAUCGCCGAGUUAGAAGAACAGAUCAAACGACUUCGAGCAGAAAAGGAUGCAUUGGAAUCAUUAUUGGAACCACCUAAAGUUCCUCGUUUGAGCGAGCUUGAUGCGCCUACGGGACCUGAAGACCAAUCACUGGAUAAAUCGCUACUCUCUGAUGCCGAUAUUGCAGCACUCGAAGCAUCUGCUGCUGCCCGCGAGACCUCGUUUGGACAAAUAUCCGAACGGCUAAAUCGACUUUAUGAAUCGUUGAGUCCGACGGUCGAUACUUUUGCGGACGGCAUCCAUGCGAUCGGUCAGUAUCGCCAGGCCGCGGAUAAUGUAGCGGGCAGGGUGUUAUCGCUAUGCGCCCAAAGACUUGCUCAGCGUGAGCACGAAGGGAGAAAGAGGGUGUUAUCCGGAACAGAGGGCACUCCCCCAAAAGACCUUGGCGGCGUGUUACGCAGUCUGAGUCGAGCGGACAGAUGAUGACGACGCUUUCAUGCCUGCUCUUUGGAUAUUCGCAUAUGAAUGAAUGCUUAAUGAACGUGCAAAAAGACACUACCAGUCUCGUGAACCUCGAGACAGGCCGUACAUUUCGUCUCAAGAGCUACACUAGUAUCUAGGAGUACUAGUCGGUGCAGCGGCUGGCGACAGGCACUCGUGAUAAGUACCUGGGUAGGUAGUAAGCUGCCCUGGUAAUACUACAGAGUCGCAGAUGGGACCGAAUUUGAAGUUAGGACUGAUACCUGCCGAGCCACUGGCAUUUCACAGCCUCGCUUCUUCAGCCACACGCGUCAUCGACAUGAAACAUUGUAUGACCUCAGAUCCUAGGUAGAUCCCUCCACUGCCAGUGUUCCCCGCUGUGCAACGCCAACUUGAACCUGACCAGAUCGUCGAAAGCCUCAGUGGCAGGCCUGCUAGAUGGCGGGUAAAGCUUGGUAAAGCCUUCAGUGAUUGAUCACCGAUUCAAGUUUGACGCACCUGCAACCAUCCGCGAACCACUUGGCGAAGGAACUCGCCAUCCAGUCGUUUGUAUGGAAGCUUGCCACACUCCAACAAAUGUACGUUGUAAAGCGUCAUGUCUCACGUACAACUUACGGGUAGGCCAUAUGAUCAACGCAGAUGCCCUGCUUUUCAUUCUGAAACAUUAAUAUUUUACCAUCGCUGCUUCCUUUUCCAAAGAAUAGUUCCAACAUCCUCCUACUAACUGGCAAGAAGCCCUUCUGACCUGCCAACACCACCACUGCUAGUAAUCACUUCUUACUUCAAGUUCACUGGCACUUUUGAUCCUCAUCACCACUGUGCUGCAUCUAGUACUGCUGUAGUAGUACACGCUUUCGUACUACAUACCUCAAGAUCUGACCGACUACCUACCAGCUUCGCCAAAAACAAAAGACGACACUCCAACAACAGUCUCGGAAGGCAUACAUUCCCCGUCACUUCUACCACACCACACUACUCCUACAACAGCUCUGGAAUCGCCGUCUUUGAGAUUCAUCACUCCUACGGUGCGAAGCAGACCACAACAAUCGAUUACAGCAUCUGCACCCGAACUCAACAUCUAGCAAUGCCUCUGCUCUACACGAAGAACUGGGGUGGUAAACAUGUCGGCGGUGGCGUCAAUGUCAGCCGUCACGGGGUGAGGAGGAACCCUUUUAGAAUCUCGCUUGGGCGGUUCAGCUGCUUCAGAUAAACGUCACAACUGCGAAUGGACUACCCAGCGCGUUAUCUUGUCUGGGAUUAUGGCCGAGGGAGAAAGGAGAGGGGAGGAGAGAUGAGUCGCGGGGGCGAAGAAAACCUACUACAACGGCAUAGUGUUAUGGUGAUUCGGGUAAGCAAGGCUACAGUAUGCUUUGAGAAUGGUCCAGGAAUGAGCCUGGCUAGAAAUGACGACGAUAUGAUUAUAGGAGGGCUUGCUGAAGAGGGAGCAUGGCUCACUACAAUCCAUUCUGUGCUUGCAGUGUAUAAUACCUCGAGCUUCUCCUUAACCAAGUAGUUCGUGUUCCCAAGGAUAACCAUCUCUGUUGCCCAGCUCUGCAGCGAGAACGCGGACGACUCCCUAGGUGCCAUUACCGCUGAGAGGUAAAAUGGUCGUACUGCUUUUGCAUGUCUUGAUUCGUACUUGAUUCAGCUGGUCCAUCAUGAAAUCCG